UUCCCAGGUCGGUCCAAGGGAUGGAGGCGUUCUGGAUGGCCUCCUUUUCCUCAGAGUUAAAGGCAGGGAUGCCAGGCUUCAGGCAGGGUGUCUACCCUUCUGACUGAGGAAGAGAAGUUCUCAGUACUCACUGUCUCUGGGUUGGACUCCAAAGUCUCCCUGAAGUCACUCCUGAAAGAGCUGCAGACCUCCUGUGGAGACCUGAAGGAACUGGAUGGACUGAAGGGAACAGAACAUUCUUUGCCUCCUUGGGAUGUCAAGAGCCUCCAGGUUGGACUCCAGACUUGCCUUGAAGUAACCCCUGAAAGAUUUGCGGAUCUCCUUUGAAGACCUGGGGGGAUUGGAUGGACUGAAGGGAACAGAAAGUUCUCUGUCUCUUUGGAUGCCAAGAGCUUCUGGGUUGGACUCCAAAGUCACUCCUGAAAGAUCUGCAGACCUCCUUUAAAGACCUGAAGGGAUUGGAUGGACUGAAGGGAAUAGAAAGUUCUGUCCCCUUGGAUGGCAAGAGCCUCCAGGUUGGAUUUCUCCUGAAGUCACUACUGAAAGAUCUGCAGACCUCCUUGGAUGACAGAUUUCUUUCCCAGUUAGGGGCUUGCUGCACUCUUCUACUCUUUCUUUCUUUCUUUCUUUCUUUCUUUCUUUCUUUCUUUCUCAGAGAAGGGGGCUGACAUCAAACUCACCCAAAGACCCCUUCUCUCAAUUUUCACUGGGCCCUGGAGGGGCCAAAGCCACACCUUGAAGAGCUGUAGGUGCUCAUUGGAGACCUGAAGAGAUCAGCCAGACUAAGGAGAAAAGGUUAUUGUUUACUUUUUCUUUUGAAGAGGAGUUGAAACAAACUUGCCAAAAACUCCUUCUCCAAAUUCUUUGUUGAGUCCUGAGAAGGUUGAAGAGCUAUUCCUAUUCUUUUCUUCUUCUUUUUGUCCAAAGGCCGCUUCUCCAUAUCUUCACUGAGCCUGGAAGGGUCGGACUUCUCUUCCUGGCCCUGAUCCAGCGCUCACUCCAUUCACUGUCCUUGGAGGGGAGUUUGGCCGGGCCAGGAUGUCCAAGGUCCUGGCGACAGGUGCUGGAGCGGGGCCUGGUGGGUCGGCUGCAGGGACGCCGGUGGCCGCAGGGACGCCUGAAGCGGGGUGUGUAGCAGGGCAGGCGGUGGCAGGGGCUGGGGUGGCUGAAGACCUCUCCAAGGUGGCCGAUGAGGAGCUGCUGAAGUGGACCAAAGAGGAGCUGGUUCGGAGCCUGCGCAAGGCCGAGGCUGAGAAGAUGAGUGCCAUGCUGGACCACAGCAACCUCAUCCGCGAGGUCAACCGCCGCCUCCAGCUCCACCUGGGAGAAAUCCGUGGACUCAAGGACAUCAACCAGAAACUUCAGGAAGACAACCAGGAGCUGAGAGACCUUUGUUGCUUCUUGGAUGAUGACCGACAGAAAGGCAAAAAAGUCUCCCGAGAGUGGCAGAGACUUGGCCGGUACAGUGCUGGCGUCAUGCACAAAGAGGUUGCCUUAUAUUUGCAGAAGCUCAAGGAACUGGAAGUGAGACAGGAAGAGGUGGUGAAGGAGAACUUGGAACUGAAAGAGCUUUGUGUCUUGCUGGAUGACGAGAAGGGUGGUGUUGCUGGCUGUAGGAACUCAAUCGAUAGCCAAGCCAGCCUCUGCCACCAAUUAAAUGCCACCACCGCCUUCAUAAGGGACGUCGGUGAUGGAAGCAGCACUUCCAGCACCGGCAGCACAGACAGCCCUGAUCAUCACAAGCACCAUGCAAGCUCAAGUCCUGAACAUCUCCAGAAAACGAGGAGCGAGGGGAGUCCCGAGCAUCAGAAGCACAGGAGCGCUAGUCCCGAUCAUCUCCCCAGACGCAGGAGUUCUGGAAGUCCUGAUCACCAGAAGCAUUUGAAAGGGCCAAGCCCAGAGCACCACAAAACACAUGGCAAAGGUGCCCCAGAUCAGCAGAAGCACAGCUGUAGCAGCCCAGAAACCUUGCCAAAGCACAUGCUGAGCAGUAGCCCUGAACAUUUUCAAAAACAUCGCCCCGGGAGCAGCCCGGAGCUCCAGAAGCACAGCGGAAGCGCCAGUCCGGAGCUUCAUCAAAAACAUACCUUGAGUGGAAGCACAGAGCACCUCCCCAAAGUGAGAGGCACGAGCCCUGAGCAUCUCAAACAGCACUACGGGGGAAGCCCUGAGCAUCUGAAACACUUGGGCGGUGGCAGCAGAGAAGGCACCUUGAGGAGACAGGUGGUGGAUGAUCUGUCACCCCAUCACAGAGGCCUCUACAAUGGAAUGAAUGAAUCAACAUUGUCCUAUGUUAGGCAGCUGGAAGCAAGAGUAAGACAGCUGGAGGAGGAAAAUCGCAUGCUGCCCCAGGGUCCCAUUAGGAGGUCAUCAGGGGCAGAUGGGAAUGUCUGCCCUCCAAGCCAUCCAGCUAGCAUCAAUGAACAGCCCUCUUCACCUUCUCAGCAGCCUGAAGUGGUGGUUAAUGCCCUCAAGGUUGUGUGGAGGAAACUUGGAGAUGCUGCCGGCUCGUGUCCUGGAAUUAGGCAACACUUGUCGGGAAACCAGUACAAGGGGCCCAUGUGAAUGGAUACCAAAACAAGGAAGAGUUUUGACUGCUGGUGGAUUUAAUCUAUUUGCAGCAACCUCAUUGCUAACAAUAAGAUAAUUGCAAUCACUCUGAAUUUCACCUCUGGAAAAUUGUACAGUCUUUUAUUUUUUAUUUUCCUUCCUCCUUUUGCAAAGACUUUGGGGCAAAGCAUCCAGAUCUCCAGGCACUCAGUAUAUACCAAGUAAUCCAACUCUGCUUCUGCCACGGAUAUUUUCAGUAUAAUAAAAGAAAUCCAGCUCAUAAUUUCAAGGCUUUUUGGAGACUUAAUCAAGGAGGAAAUCUCACAAGAGUGCAAGUACGGCAGUGGAGAGAGAGAGAGAGAGCAAAAGAGAGAGAACAUACACUGUAGUGGACUUCCAGUGACAUUUUCCCAGGAGCUUUUCAAUGGACUGGAGAGAUGCCAAUGAACUGUGCCUUGGGUCUUCACGGUUUGGAGGGAGGGGGUUUCUUUGAAGCUGUAGACUUGAGUGUAUAAAAUGUCAAUGGUGCUUAGGCCGACUGCACAGCAGAAAGUUUUUUCCCUUUCCAGUUUGUAGAAUAAUUGCAUUCUGGAGUGCUAAAAGCAAGAGAGAGUGAGAGGGCUUCAAGUCUCUCACUAAUAAUGUAGCAAAUGAAACUACAGCAUUGAAACAGAGGUAUCUCCUUGUCCCCACUCCUACCCAAAGAAA
Molecule: messenger RNA, 3258 nt
Organism: Anolis sagrei ordinatus
Lineage: Eukaryota; Metazoa; Chordata; Lepidosauria; Squamata; Anolidae
Gene: CCDC85A
Product: coiled-coil domain containing 85A
Source: RefSeq, a predicted model, not a curated record